Galeopterus variegatus (Sunda flying lemur) is the source of this 1165-nucleotide messenger RNA. RefSeq names its product limbic system-associated membrane protein (gene LSAMP). The transcript has 8 exons. Gene Ontology annotation, biological process: homophilic cell-cell adhesion. Gene Ontology annotation, cellular component: plasma membrane. The coding region runs from base 1 to 819 and encodes 272 amino acids. Lineage: Eukaryota; Metazoa; Chordata; Mammalia; Dermoptera; Cynocephalidae. The record is from RefSeq and is a predicted model, not a curated record.
AUGGAAAAAUACAGGACACAAGGUGAGAACACAGCAGAGCACUUCACCCAGUAUGGUGUUGGGAGCCGAGUGGAGGUGGAGGUGGAGGUGGGGGAUGACAGGAAAGUCUGCCUGGAAAAGAUUCCACCAAAGAUCUCCAACAUUUCCUCGGAUGUCACUGUGAAUGAGGGCAGCAAUGUGACUCUGGUCUGCAUGGCCAAUGGCCGUCCUGAACCUGUUAUUACCUGGAGACACCUUACACCAACUGGAAGAGAAUUUGAAGGAGAAGAAGAAUAUCUGGAGAUCCUCGGCAUCACCAGGGAGCAGUCAGGCAAAUACGAGUGCAAAGCUGCCAAUGAGGUCUCCUCAGCGGAUGUCAAACAAGUCAAGGUCACUGUGAACUAUCCUCCCACUAUCACAGAAUCCAAGAGCAACGAAGCCACCACAGGGCGACAAGCUUCACUCAAAUGUGAGGCCUCAGCAGUGCCUGCACCUGACUUUGAGUGGUACCGGGAUGACACCAGGAUCAACAGUGCCAAUGGCCUUGAGAUCAAGAGCACGGAGGGCCAGUCCUCUCUGACAGUGACCAACGUCACUGAGGAGCACUACGGCAAUUACACCUGCGUGGCUGCCAACAAGCUGGGAGUCACCAAUGCCAGCCUAGUCCUUUUCAAGCGUGUUUUACCCACAAUCCCCCACCCUAUUCAAGAAAUUGGCACCACCGUGCACUUCAAGCAAAAAGGACCUGGGUCGGUGAGAGGAAUAAAUGGAUCCAUCAGUCUGGCCGUACCACUGUGGCUGCUGGCAGCAUCUCUGCUCUGCCUUCUCAGCAAAUGUUAAUAGAAUGAAAAUUUAAAAAUAAUUUAAAAACACACAAAAAUGCAUUACACAGAAUACAGAGAGAAAGAGAGUGAGAUGGGGGGAGAACGUUCAUUUCACAACUUUGUGUGUUUAUAAAUGAAGGGAGAAAUAAGAAAAUGGAGAAGAAAAUACAUUUAAAACAAUUUUAAAGUUCAUCAAUAAAAAUUUGAGCAUAAUUCAGGGUGGAAAAAAGUUCUGCCAGGAUAUGUGUACAUCUACUAAGCAAAUGUGUGCUGUAUAAAGACUACAUCAUGCUAAGGACAUCCGGAUGCUGUAAAAAUAAGACAAGAAAUACCAGAUGGAUAUUAACCCCCCCACACACACA